Molecule: messenger RNA, 1323 nt
Organism: Dioscorea cayenensis subsp. rotundata (Guinea yam)
Lineage: Eukaryota; Viridiplantae; Streptophyta; Magnoliopsida; Dioscoreales; Dioscoreaceae
Product: probable serine/threonine-protein kinase PBL23
Exons: 5
Coding region: 1-1323 (440 amino acids)
Biological process (GO): protein phosphorylation
Molecular function (GO): ATP binding; protein kinase activity
Source: RefSeq, a predicted model, not a curated record
AUGGGCUUCUUUUGUUGUUGUUUUAAUUCUGAUGCAAAGGAGGAGAGGAGUUCAAGAAGAAGUGCAAAGGUUAGAAGGGAAGGGAAGACACUCCAUUCUCUAAUUCAUAACAUUUCCAUUGAAUCAGCAAACCAGAGGCAUAGAACAAUAGCCGAAGAGAUUCUGCAGAUUGGCAGUGGCGAUACAGCGACUCGGGUAUUCACAUUCAGUGAGUUGGAAGCUGCAACUGAAAACUUUGCAGAUGAAUGUUUGCUGGGAGAAGGAGGAUUCGGAAGAGUGUACAAAGGACAUCUGGAAGACUUAAAUCAAGAUAUAGCUGUUAAGCAGUUAGACAGGAAUGGAUUACAAGGGAAUAGAGAGUUCCUCGUCGAAGUACUCAUGCUUAGCCUGUUACAUCACCAAAAUCUUGUCAAUUUGCUUGGCUAUUGUGCUGAUGGCAAUCAGAGAGUUCUAGUUUAUGAGUACAUGCCCUUGGGCUCUUUAGAGGAUCAUCUUCUCGAUCUACCGCCAAAUAAGAAACCGUUAGAUUGGAAUACAAGAAUGAGAAUAGCUGAAGGUGCAGCAAAAGGACUAGAGUAUUUACAUGAUGUAGCCAAUCCACCGGUGAUAUAUCGAGAUUUCAAGGCAUCUAAUAUACUUCUUGACAAAGGAUUCAACCCGAAAUUAUCUGAUUUUGGUUUAGCGAAGGUUGGUCCGGUCGGAGAUAAGAGUCAUGUGUCUACUAGAGUGAUGGGCACUUAUGGUUAUUGUGCUCCGGAGUAUGCACUCACUGGUCAGUUAACAACAAUGUCGGAUGUGUACAGUUUCGGAGUUGUGUUUUUGGAAAUAAUUACAGGGAGAAGAGCAAUCGAUACUGCAAGGUCAUCAGGCGAGCAAAAUCUUGUUGAAUGGGCAGAACCAUUGUUCAAAGACAAGAAGAGAUUUAUAGAAAUGGCUGAUCCCCUACUAGAAGGAAACUACCCUGUAAAGGGUUUGUAUCAAGCUCUUGCAGUUGCAGCAAUGUGCCUGCAACAAGAAGCUAGCACUCGACCAUUGAUAGGCGAUGUUGUUACCGCACUAGAAUAUCUUACUAUUUCGCAUAAUAAAUCCACACUCGGCAUGGAAGAAAGCUUGCCGAGGAGUUUAUCUUGUGCCAGUUCAGAAGAGAAUGUCAUCAAUGAAACAAAUGAAGAGAAAGAUGCAAUAUCUUCUCAACAAAUUGAAGAAGAAGAAGAAGAAGAAGAGUGUCAUUUGUCUGAAAGUAAAGAUGAAAAAGAUGAAGUUAAUCAUCAAGGUGGUAGCAUGGAACUAGAGCAGCAACAUUCUGAUAAAGUUCACAGUUGA